AUGGCCCACCUGCGGGCUUGCGAAGUCCGGCAGCUGCUGCGCAACAAGUUUGUGGUCGUCAUGGGGGACCCCAUGCAGAGGGCCGUGUACAAGGACCUGGUGCUCCUGCUGCAGAAGGACUGCCUGCUCUCUUCCAGCCAGCUGAAGGCCAAGGGCGAGCUGAGCUUCGAGCGCGAUGUGCCGCGGGAGGGCGGCAGGUGGGAACGCCUGCACAGCUGCACGCACUACCGCGACGUCCGCCGGUUCUGCUCCGGCCACCACCUGGUGCGUUUCUACGUCCUCACGCAUGCGUACUCCCCGUGUAAAGACGUCCUGGAACACCUGCGGCGGGGCGAGCACACCGCGCACGUGGUGGUCAUGAACUCCUGCCUCUGGGACCUCUCCAGGUACGGCCAGGAUUUCCCGAGGAGUUACCUGGAGGGCUUAGAGAGCCUGUUCGGGCGCCUGGACAAAGUGCUGCCCGAGGCCUGCCUCCUGGUGUGGAACACGGCCCUACCGGUGGCGGAGGUCGUCUCCGGCUUCCUCCUGCCGGAGGACCUAUUCCGAGGUGCGCGCCUGCGGGAAGAAGUGAUAGAGGCCAACUUCUACAGCUCGGCGGAGGCCAGCAGGUACGGCUUUGACAUGCUGGACCUGCAUUUCCACUUCCGGCAUGCGGGACAGCACCGGCAGCGAGACGGCGUGCACUGGGACAGGCGCGCACAUUGCCACCUCUCUCAGCUGCUGCUGGCGCGUCUGGCCGACGCCUGGGACGUGGACCGCCCCUGCCGCCACCCCGUGGGCAGGUGGAUCAGGGAUGGUCCCACCAGGGGACUUCCAGGCCCGGUGGAUGGUAGGCAGCCCCAGGACAGCAGAGGUGACCCGGGCGAACAGCCCUUGUCCUGGUUCCCAGCCACGUCCGCAUGCCUCCGCGGCGACCUUCGGAACCCUUUACCCGGGCGCGACCUCCGUUCCAGCCCUACCGCCAAGGCACCUGUGUGCCCUACCACCCAUCUUCACAGCGCGGGCAAUUCUCCAGUGAUUCUUCAGCACGCCAGGUCAGAUACACACUGGCGAAGCAAACUCGAUGAUUGGCCGGGAGACACGUCUGGGCCGAUUCUUAGAACCUCUACCCAACAUCGGAGCAGAAGGUCGCCUCCCUACCCUCCCAGGUGCCCCAGCGGGCCACGCAGACGCCAGCGAAGGCGCACCAACAGACGGACCCAAGCACACCCAGAGGUAAGACCCCAGUAG
Messenger RNA from Balaenoptera ricei (Rice's whale), 1230 nucleotides. Its product is annotated as PC-esterase domain-containing protein 1B-like. Lineage: Eukaryota; Metazoa; Chordata; Mammalia; Artiodactyla; Balaenopteridae. The record is from RefSeq and is a predicted model, not a curated record.